This is a messenger RNA of Tachysurus vachellii, 1786 nucleotides long. RefSeq names its product GTP binding protein 3, mitochondrial (gene gtpbp3). Lineage: Eukaryota; Metazoa; Chordata; Actinopteri; Siluriformes; Bagridae. The transcript is spliced from 9 exons. The record is from RefSeq and is a predicted model, not a curated record. Gene Ontology annotation, biological process: tRNA wobble uridine modification; tRNA methylation. Gene Ontology annotation, molecular function: GTP binding; GTPase activity; protein binding. Gene Ontology annotation, cellular component: cytoplasm; mitochondrion. Bases 206 to 1762 code for a protein of 518 amino acids.
ACAGCAACCUCAUUGGAUUUUAAACGGGAAGCUUGGCUUUCACGUGUACGUGUUGGAGGAUUUUUUUUUGUAGUUUCUACUCCAUGUAUGCAGUCUAAAAAGUGACACGAUGUUAAAUGUAACUGCAAAUGGUGUAACUGGAAUAAUAUUUUCAUAUCUCAAUAUAAAUCAAUGAGUAUCCUUAGUGAGAAAGCAGAAAUCUACCAUGACGCUUGCCGGCUGCUGGAGGAUUGUCCUCUUUAAAAAUGUCAUAAGGCCAAGAGCGUACCUCAGGUGUCCUGUCGUCUUUGGUCAGCUUUGCAGUGUUAGAUUUCUGUGCAGCAGUCCUGUCCCUUUUGGCUCUGAGGACACGAUCUUCGCGUUGUCUUCUGGAAGAGGUCGGUGUGGAGUAGCCGUGGUGCGUGUGAGCGGACCAGAUGCAUCCGGAGCUCUGCGCGCUCUGACCGGCCUGAAGCGCACGCUGACCCCCCGCACUGCGCACCUCCGCAGCAUUACACACCCCAAAUCUAACGAGCUGCUGGACCGCGGCCUUAUCCUGUGGUUCCCAGGCCCUCACAGUUUCACUGGAGAGGACAGUGCUGAAUUUCACGUACAUGGAGGACCUGCUGUCAUUAGUGGUGUUUUACAAGCCCUGGGUAGUCUGCCUGGACUGCGACCUGCCGAGGCGGGUGAGUUUACUCGGCGUGCGUUCCAUGCUGGAAAGUUGGAUUUGACAGAAGUGGAGGGGCUUGGGGAUUUGAUCCACGCAGAGACAGAAGCUCAGAGGAGACAAGCUCUUCGGCAGAUGUCAGGGCACCUCGGUCGCCUUUACAAUGAAUGGAGUCAGCAGCUCAAGCAUUGUUUAGCGCACAUGGAAGCUUUCAUUGACUUCAGUGAGGGUGAGCUCAUAGAGGAUGGAGUCUUAAAUCAAGUGGACAUGGCAGUCUCCAAGCUCCAAGCGGAAAUAAAGGAGCAUCUUUGUGAUGAACGGCGGGGUGAGCGACUGCGCAGUGGUGUACAUGUGGUCAUAGCAGGAUCCACCAAUGCUGGCAAGAGCAGCCUUUUCAAUCUACUGUGCCAACGUCCUGCAGCUAUUGUGUCUCCUAUACCAGGGACCACCAGAGACGUUGUGGAGACGCCUCUGGACAUCGGAGGAUUUCCGGUCCUGUUGAGUGACACUGCAGGUUUGAGAGAGACUGAUGACAACGUGGAGCGAGAGGGUGUCCAGCGUGCCCUUAAAAGGGUGGAAAUGGCAGAUCUGACACUGGUGGUUGUCGACUCAACCCAGCUUCCUCAGGAGCCUCAGAUGGUGCCAGGUUUCCUGAAUGACUACCUCAACAAUGUGCUGCCAAAAAAGCUGGAGAAGGAUCACGUGCCUCAGUGUCUCCUGAUUCUCAACAAAAGUGACCUACUGCCUAAAGAAAACAUUAGCAUCAUCCAGAGGGCCCUUAGUGACCUAUUCAUUGAGGCUUCAGUCUGUAUUCUGUCAUGCAGUACCAGAGAAGGACUGUCUGAUUUCUUGAAACUCCUGCAGGAGAAAGUUAAGACAAUGUGUGCAGAUCCGCUGGUCGGCAGCCCAAGUCUAACUCAAACUCGCCAUCGGACUAACCUGCAAAAGAGCAUUGAGGCCUUGAGUCAGUAUUAUAAGUACAGAGACAUGGACCUGGCGCUGGCAGCAGAGGGACUGCGCUUGGGUCUUAGCUGCUUGGGUAGAAUCACUGGCAAGGUCGACACUGAAGAGAUCCUGGAUGUGAUUUUUAGAGAUUUUUGCAUUGGGAAAUAAACUUCAGUCCUUAUGUUUAAUGAA